Messenger RNA from Wyeomyia smithii (pitcher-plant mosquito), 1506 nucleotides. It is a transcript of the gene Adat1, whose product is annotated as tRNA-specific adenosine deaminase 1. NCBI's taxonomy places the organism in Eukaryota, Metazoa, Arthropoda, Insecta, Diptera, Culicidae. Gene Ontology annotation, biological process: RNA processing. Gene Ontology annotation, molecular function: RNA binding; adenosine deaminase activity. The record is from RefSeq and is a predicted model, not a curated record. The transcript has 2 exons. Bases 5 to 1309 code for a protein of 434 amino acids.
AACUAUGGCUCCGGAGGAGGCCAAUAAAAUUGCGAAAAUAUGCCUUGAAAAAUUCGAUAGCCUCCCGAAAACGGGAAAACCUAAGAUAGACUUCGAGUGGACUAUUUUGUCCGCUAUGGUACAGCUGGAAAGAAAAAACAGUGAGGUGAAAAUGGAAGUCGUUGCACUCGGGACCGGAACGAAAUGUUUGGGAUCGGAUCAAUUGAGCCCUAAAGGUGAUAUGCUUAACGAUAGCCACGCUGAAGUGUUAACUAGAAGGGCAUUCUUACGGUAUUUAUUGAAACAAAUGAAAAAAUCCUUGACCGAAGAAUGCAGUAUCUUCGAGUACAAUUCAUUGACAAGAUUAUUCAGAUUGAAGAAGGAUGUUUCCUUCGAUUUUUUCACUACUCACAGCCCCUGUGGGGAUGCAAGUAUUUUUAAAGAGUCUGAUGUUGAUCAUGAACCUUUAACUAAAAAAAUGAAAUUUUGUGAAACACAUUCCUGCGAGUCUGAAACCGGUUCAAAGGCUGCAGAUGGUAUGACAGGAGGUAAACUAGUCGCAUCGGAUGGGGACGAUCUAAUGUCACAGGAGGUUGGAUUGAUCAGGACAAAGCCGGGGAAAGGUUUUCGAACAUUGUCGCUCUCCUGUAGCGAUAAGAUGGCGCGCUGGAAUAUACUUGGAGUGCAAGGAUCCCUGCUUAUGAUGCUGCUAGAGGAACCGAUCUACUUGAAAGCGAUCGUCAUUUGUGAUGGUACCAUCUACAGCAAAGAGGCCAUUGAACGAGCACUGUGGAAGCGUUGGGAUGAAGAUACAUUGCAAGGCAUUCUGAAACCACCGUUCAGAUUGAAUCGGCCUCUGGUUGUUGCAGCUUCGAACCAAAAGUUUUUUCCGCUCCGGAAGAAUAGAGCCGUGGAGUCGGGGAAAAAAUUUCAGCCUGCUCCCGGUGGUCUUGCUUGGUGCCAAGGGGUAGAAAGGGAGUUGGAGGUGGAAAACGGUGGUCGACGACAGGGCACUGUUAAGAAGAACUUCGGUACCCCGGCAGCCCGACUCAAGAUCUCGAAAAUUGAAUUAUUCUCAGCAUUCGUUGCCAUGCGAAACGAGCUCCGGACAGCAGCUGCGGUUGGUGGGACAAGUUUCUCUGACACAAGGAUAAAUUUAUCGCCGUCUGGCGUGGAGCAGGAUGUGGCUGAUUUCAACGGAUUACGCUAUGCUGACGCGAAGGGACACUCUCGAGCAUACCGGGCGCAGUGGAAUACGUUGCGAGCUCAAGUUUUUCGGGUGUGGAGUGAGAAACCAGCCAGCUUGGAGCAGUUCACCAUUGAUUCUUAAGGUUGCAAAAUUAAGGGGAGAGUUGAUACAAGCACUGUGCUGCAUGUCACCUCUGGUUUGUAUUUUGACUGCGAUUAGAGUAUCGAUGAUAGCCUAAAUGUGGUUUUGAAUUUGCGAUGAUUCAUGGAUAGAGCUAGUUUGUAAGUGUGUGCUCAAAUUUACAUUUAGGGUCAACUUGUUGAAGAUUAACAACGUAA